This is a messenger RNA of Batrachochytrium dendrobatidis JAM81, 2841 nucleotides long. RefSeq lists its product as uncharacterized. The coding region runs from base 70 to 2769 and encodes 899 amino acids. The record is from RefSeq and is a predicted model, not a curated record. Gene Ontology annotation, cellular component: endoplasmic reticulum membrane. Gene Ontology annotation, biological process: GPI anchor biosynthetic process. Lineage: Eukaryota; Fungi; Chytridiomycota; Chytridiomycetes; Rhizophydiales. Gene Ontology annotation, molecular function: mannose-ethanolamine phosphotransferase activity. The transcript is spliced from 12 exons.
GUUAUUUUUCAUGCCAUCUAUACUUGGUCCAUCUUCGAUAUUUAUUUUCGCUCGCCGCUUGUUCAUGGCAUGGAGCAUGUCGAACCGCUGACACCCGCUCCUGCAAAACGACUGCUUCUUCUUGUUGCUGAUGGAUUACGUGCAGAUAAGCUUUUUGAAGAUGGAAUGAAGCGUGCACCAUUUUUAAAGACUAAAGUCACAGAAGAAGGUCGAUGGGGCAUUUCGCAUACACGAGUACCUACUGAAUCAAGACCUGGACAUGUUGCAUUGAUUGCUGGGUUUUAUGAAGACGUGAGUGCUGUCACAAAAGGAUGGAAAACCAACCCAGUAAAUUUUGACUCGGUGUUUAAUCAAAGCCGACACACUUGGUCAUUCGGAUCGCCUGAUAUUUUACCCAUGUUUGCAUUUGGUGCUAGUGAACACUCUCGAGUUGAUACGUAUAUGUAUUCUGCAGAACACGAAGAUUUUGGAAAAGAUGAUGCGAGCUCUCUGGAUACCUGGGUAUUUGAUCAUUUCGAUGCUUUGUUGGAAUCUUCAAAGACAAAUAGCACUUUGUUUGAGCUACUUCACAGUGAUAAAAUUGUGUUUUUCUUGCAUCUGCUUGGAUUGGAUACAAGCGGGCAUAGCCAUCGACCAAACUCUCCAGAGUAUUAUGCAAACAUUGAGUUGGUGGACAAGGGAAUUCAGGUUGUAGAAAACAAGCUAAAGGCCUUUUACAAUGACGAUAAGCGUACAGCUACUGUUUUUACUGCAGAUCAUGGCAUGGGGAACCGAGGAGUACAUGGGGAUGGACACCCAGAUAAUACAGAAACACCGCUGAUUGCAUGGGGUGCUGGAAUUGCCACUCCUGAUACCAAGCAUCCCAAAGGGAAUGAUGCGGUUUCCAAACAUUGGGGUUUUGGGCAUCUGCAACGAAACGACGUGCUUCAAGCUGAUAUUGCACCUCUGAUGUCCACGCUACUUGGUAUUUCAUUUCCAGUUAAUUCAGUUGGUGUUUUACCCAUUGUCUACCUUGAUGGCACCGAUAUGUUCAAAGCCAAAGCAGCAUUUGGCAACGCUAAAGGGAUUUUGUCUCAGUAUAUUGUCAAAACAGCUCAAAAACGAACUACUGAGCUCAUUUUUAAGCCAUUCAAGCCAUUGGCACAAUACCAAGACAUUGUCAGCAAAAUUCAAGCACUCAUUGAUCUAGAAAAGUUUGAAGAGGCUGAACGCGAAAGUAUUCGUCUUAUUCAAGUGUGUAUUGAUGGGCUACGUUACUAUCAAACAUAUGAUUGGCUUUUUUUGCGGUCAAUCAUCUCGUUUGGAUAUGUUGGAUGGAUUGUAUACAGCACUAUUUUUGUGCUACGCAUGUAUGUUUUGGAGGAUUCAAAGCGAUCACGCGGAAUAUCAAUAUCGUCUAAAACGGUUACUUUUUUGAGCUGGGUGGUAUUGACUGGGUUUUCGGUUUUGCUUUUUUUGAAACAAUCUCCAUUGGCAUACUACAUCUAUGUUGCAUUUCCAAUUUAUUUUUGGAGCGAAUCAUUUAAACAGCGUGAUUUGGUUACAUCCAUUAUUCGUACACCAUGGUCGCAAAACCGCACCAAUGUGCUGGGCCACAUCAUCGUCUAUACUGUCAUUCUUGAAAUAUUAGUUUAUACCUAUUUCCGACGCGAAGUAUUGAGUAUAUGCUUGAUUGCAGUUGGAAUAGUAUGGCCGAUUAUGAUGCCCGCAGGGUUUAAAAAAAGACAUGGCAAGCUUGUUCUUGCGUGGCGUAUAGCAUCUAUUUGCACAAGUGUGUUUACUCUACUGCCAGUGGAAGUGGAACAAGAUAUUCGAUUAGUGUUGUUGGGUGGUGCUUUAGUAUUUUUGUCUGGAGUAGCUGCAUUGAAUUUGAUUCCUCAAUAUACGGCUCAUGUAAAUCACACACUUGUGUUGACUCAAAGUUUAUUUCAGCUCACUAUUUUGGGCAUUAGUUUUGCUAUUCUUGUGAGUACCACGCGAUCAUUGGAUGCAAAACAAGGCCUUCCAAUAGUAAACUCGAUCAUUAGUUGGCUAAUCAUGAUUCCCUGUGUCGCUAUUCCUAUUGUGGAUGGGGCUUUGGGAUCCCAGCAUUAUCUUCGACGCCUAGUGGUGAUAUAUCUAUCCUUUGCACCCCUCUUUACUCUUUUAAGUAUUUCGUAUGAAGUACUUUUCUUCUUCUUUUUCUCUAUAACGAUUCUUUCGUGGAUGCUGCUUGAGAAGCAACUCUAUUUUUUUGAAAACAAGAUUUAUCAAGGAACAAUGUAUGCCGAGAUAGUUCAAUCUGAAACAACAAUCAAGCAUCGACCACUACGCAUGACCGAUAUGCGGAUUGCAGGAUUCUUUCUUCUUUUUAUCAACGUGGCAUUUUUUGGCACGGGCAAUAUUGCCAGUCUAAGUUCGUUUUCGCUCGAAAGCGUAUAUCGAUUUACUACAGUGUUCAAUCCAUUUUUGAUGGCAGCACUACUUGUUCUCAAGAUUUUGAUUCCCUUUUUCCUUCUUAGUUCUGUCUUUGCAAUUCUCAGCAGAGUGCUUGAUCUUUCAAGCUUUUCACUUUUUUUGCUUGUAUUGAGUACGACGGACAUUAUGACACUCAACUUUUUCUUUUUGGUACGGGAUGACGGAAGCUGGCUGGAGAUUGGUACAACAAUCAGUCAUUUUAUCAUUGCGAGUGCGUUUAUCGUAUUUCAGAUUAUACUGUUUAGUGUGUCGCAUUUACUUGUAGGCAAUGUAUUAAUUCCUCAUGGGGUGAAUUCUAAAAAGGGAUAUUGAUCUACAAUGUUGAUGGAUGUUUCCAAGCUAAUUUCAGUGAUUUACUGUUGAAAUAAACUUUGAAAAUUGCUU